AUGCAGUGCCAAGCCGAGUUCCGGCUCGCUCAGUCCGGCCACAUCAAAGCAUCCAGGCGGCGCUACAAGACCUUCAUGAUUGACGAAAUCCUGGCCAAGGAGACUUGCGAUUACCUGGAGAAACUCUCUCUGUACUCAGUGUGCCCGUCUCUGGUGGUUCGACCCAAAGCCCUGCACUGUUCAGGCCCAUCAUCCCUCAGCGCGUACCCCUUGCUGACAUUCAUUAACCGUCAGCCCAGCAGCAGCAGCGUGGCACACGUUCCCCAGUCCUCACCCCCCGGCCACAUCAGCCACCUGCCCCUGGUGACGUCCCAGCACGCGUUGCCGGGUGAGCCGGUACCCAGCGAGACGCCCCUCAGCAUCAGCAGCGAUUCGGACACCGAGUAUAGCUCCCCGCGGCUGAAGAAGACAAGGCGGAGUCGCACCAUCUUCACCGAGCUGCAGCUUAUGGGCCUGGAGAAGAAGUUUCAGAAGCAGAAGUACCUCUCCACUCCUGACAGAUUGGACCUGGCUCAGUCUCUUGGUCUCACCCAGCUCCAAGUCAAGACCUGGUACCAAAACAGACGCAUGAAAUGGAAGAAACUGGUCCUUAAAGGAGGGCAAGAGGCCCCUACCAAGCCCAAAGGCCGGCCCAAGAAGAACUCCAUCCCCUCCACGGAGGAGAUCGAGGCCGAGGAGCGACGACUGGCCGAGGAUGAGCAUCUCAGAACCCAGUUGCAAAUUCACACCCAGGAUCCAUUUCUGACGCAUGACGAAGUGUUCCAGACGCACCCCCAUGACCUGAGCACGAACGGGUACAGCGAGACCCUGCGCCCGGCACCUCCGGAGGUCUCGGGUCAGGAAAAAGUCCCCCGAAUCAGAGAAUCAGAGCCUGUCACAGCGAGUUAAGCGCUCAGCAUCGCUAACAAGACUUCCAAAAGCACUUAGUGCCUUGGAUCGAUGUAUCCGAAAAAGACACUGAGCUGAACGGACUGAAUUGCAGUGAUUUUUAUUCCUCUUUGCUUACGGUACUUUGUGCCUCAGGUCCUGAGAUUGUUUUCAGUAUUUUAUGAUCAUCUAUGUGGACAAAGUUGCAUCGCAGGAGCAGUUAUGCCAGCGCUGGUGCCAGCGUACCAGACGGACAUACAGCAAGUGUUUAUGAUUUAUUUUUCCCGAGCGAUCUGCUCGGCCGUUUGUUCUCUCACGUCCUGAUACCUGCCUGUUUUAUUACCUCUGUUGAAUAUGUGUACAGUGACGUCGUGUUCUUUGCCAAAGAUCAUAUAUAUGAAAAAAAAUGAAAUACUCUCAGAGGAAUUAGUGCCUUUUCCUUACAUUUAUAUCCUAUAAAACUCCCAUUAAAUCCUAAAGUGCUGAACACACGUGUGCGCUUGUACAGCUUU
This is a messenger RNA of Trichomycterus rosablanca, 1379 nucleotides long. It is a transcript of the gene barx2, whose product is annotated as BARX homeobox 2. Gene Ontology annotation, molecular function: DNA-binding transcription factor activity, RNA polymerase II-specific; DNA binding. Bases 1 to 888 code for a protein of 295 amino acids. Gene Ontology annotation, biological process: regulation of DNA-templated transcription. Lineage: Eukaryota; Metazoa; Chordata; Actinopteri; Siluriformes; Trichomycteridae. The record is from RefSeq and is a predicted model, not a curated record. The transcript has 4 exons.